Apodemus sylvaticus (European woodmouse) is the source of this 2115-nucleotide messenger RNA. RefSeq names its product serum/glucocorticoid regulated kinase 2 (gene Sgk2). The coding region runs from base 1 to 1104 and encodes 367 amino acids. Gene Ontology annotation, biological process: protein phosphorylation. NCBI's taxonomy places the organism in Eukaryota, Metazoa, Chordata, Mammalia, Rodentia, Muridae. The record is from RefSeq and is a predicted model, not a curated record. The transcript is spliced from 12 exons. Gene Ontology annotation, molecular function: protein serine/threonine kinase activity; ATP binding.
AUGGCCUCCAGCCCAGUUGGAGCUCCUAGCCCGCAGCCCUCUAGGGCCAAUGGGAACAUCAACCUGGGGCCAUCAGCCAACCCAAAUGCCCGACCCACAGACUUUGAUUUCCUCAAAGUCAUCGGCAAAGGGAACUAUGGGAAGGUCCUACUGGCCAAGCGCAAGUCAGACGGAGCCUUCUACGCGGUGAAAGUGUUGCAAAAGAAGUCCAUCUUAAAGCACAAAGAGCAGACGCACAUCAUGGCCGAGCGUAACGUGCUGCUGAAGAACGUGCGGCACCCGUUCCUCGUGGGCCUGCGCUACUCCUUCCAGACCCCGGAGAAGCUCUACUUCGUGCUUGACUAUGUCAACGGGGGCGAGCUCUUCUUCCAUCUCCAGCGGGAACGCAGGUUCCUGGAGCCCCGGGCCCGGUUCUACGCUGCAGAGGUGGCGAGCGCCAUUGGCUACCUUCACUCUCUCAACAUCAUCUACAGAGACCUGAAGCCAGAAAACAUUCUCUUGGACUGCCAGGGUCACGUGGUACUGACAGAUUUCGGCCUUUGCAAGGAAUGCGUAGAGCCAGAGGAGACCACAUCCACCUUCUGCGGCACCCCUGAGUACUUGGCUCCAGAAGUGCUUCGCAAAGAGCCUUACGAUCGAGCAGUGGACUGGUGGUGCUUAGGGGCAGUCCUCUACGAGAUGCUGCAUGGCCUGCCCCCCUUCUUCAACACAGAUGUGGCCCAGAUGUAUGAGAACAUUUUGCAUCAGCCGCUACAGAUCCCUGGAGGCCGGACAGUGGCUGCCUGUGACCUCCUGCAAGGUCUUCUCCACAAGGACCAGAGGCAGCGGCUAGGCUCCAAGGAAGACUUUCUCGACAUAAAGAACCACGUGUUCUUCAGUCCCAUAAACUGGGAUGAUCUGUACCACAAGAGGCUGACUCCGCCCUUCAACCCCAAUGUGGAAGGACCUGCUGACUUGAAACACUUUGACCCAGAGUUCACCCAGGAAGCUGUGUCCAGGUCCAUUGGCUGCACCCCUGACACCAUGGCCAGCAGUUCUGGGGCCUCAAGUGCAUUCCUUGGAUUUUCCUAUGCACAGGAGGAUGAGGACAUUUUGGACUCUUGAGACAUGCACUUGGAGCCACCAAGCCCAGCCAGCACCCGUGGGAACUACCUUCUGCUGCACUAAGACACAAUGAGUCCUGAAGGAGUAAGACACAGUGGCUCAGUGAACAGGGCGAGUGUUUUCCAUUACGUGAAGGAACAGUUCAGGGCUCAGGCCGGCUGAAUAGGGUCCCGAGUACCCAGCUGUCUGCAGUUCUGACUUGCCCUUCUAGAGAAAUGACUUCUGUGCUUGGUUCUUUUCAUUUUUGUUCAUUGUUGCUGAGGCUGUGACAAAAUAUGCAAGAAAAGUAAGGUAAAGACAUCUAUUUGGACUCACAGUUCCAGAAGGUCCAGCCCAUAGUUGGCUGAUCCAGACUGUGGUCUUUAGCCAAAGCAGAGCCAUCUUGCUGGAAGGAGUGGCUUCCAGGAGUAGAAGUCUGGGCUGGGAAUAAGAUACCUUCAGAUAAGAUACUCCCAAGUGAACUACUCCCAUCUAGCGGGGACAACCUCCUAGUUAUCGCCUCUCCAUGCUAUAAAAUUACAAAUCUAUGAAUGGAUUAAAUUGUUGAGGAAGCCUGAGCCCCUCCUUCAUUUACCAAAGGCUCCAUCAGCUGAACACAGGAACCUUCAGAAAACACUCAGAUCAGAACUGUGAUAGCUUUGAAUACUGCAUUGAGUUCUAAGAUCACAUGGACACUUUCGUGUUCUAAGCAAGGGAAAAGGAGGGACAGGACAGAAGGGGGUUGCCCAGAAGCCCUGUCUGGUGGCUUCCUUUAGUGUGUCAUAAAUCCUCCAGCUCUACAGCAAUGGAGCCUGGGCACAUAAGCUACCUCUCCUUGUAAAGGGUUCGAAUGCUGAGGGACAGGGGAGAAUGGAGAUGACCAGCGCUCUGGGAGGGGACCUCUUGGUAUCUGAAUUUUUAUUUCAGUGUAUAAAUUGAUGAGAUGUAGUCAGCUUGUCAUAUGUUGCCUUUGGCUUCACAUUGCUCUAUGUGGACGGUGUCUUUGUUUCAGGUGGUAUUAAAUGCACUGAA